Messenger RNA from Glarea lozoyensis ATCC 20868, 564 nucleotides. Its product is annotated as Thioredoxin-like protein. The coding region runs from base 1 to 564 and encodes 187 amino acids. The transcript has a single exon. Lineage: Eukaryota; Fungi; Ascomycota; Leotiomycetes; Helotiales; Helotiaceae. The record is from RefSeq and is a predicted model, not a curated record.
AUGGCGCAGAAGUACUUUGCGGGGACGGAUGUGUCUAGUAAGUUGCUUUUGGCGAUGAGGAAGGCGGCUUUGACGACGCCGAUUGCGCCGGGGGAGUUUGGGCUCGGCACGUUUAGGAGGGUGUGUGGCGGGACUGAGUGUGUUGGCGUGUUGUGCUAUGAGGAGGGUAAUGAUGCGUCGGAGGGCAUGUUGGGGAGUUUCUUAGAGAUGGCCCAGAGUAGCGCUGUCAUUGCUGAGAAUGCUGUUUUUCAGAGGAUUCCGACGUCCAAGUAUGUUGUUUUCAAAAAGGGAGUACAUGAUUACAUGUUCGAUUACUUUAAGAUCAAGACGGUUCCUACUGUCAUGUUCUUCAAACGAGGCGACAUAGUCGGGGCCCAUGAGGGGGGCAACGUCAAGGAAUUUGAGAAGGCUAUUCUUUCUCAAUUCGCUGAGGCUCUGGCUCCUACGCAUUAUUGCAAAGGUGACUAUCCUGACUGGUGUAACACCCGAGAGUAUUGCGCUGCUUGGGAUCUCAAUGCUGUCGAGAAAGGUGGACCGUUAGAUCCUAAAAUCAACAGAAAAUAG